Messenger RNA from Mobula hypostoma (lesser devil ray), 3387 nucleotides. RefSeq names its product nodal-related 2 (gene ndr2). Gene Ontology annotation, cellular component: extracellular region. Bases 145 to 1440 code for a protein of 431 amino acids. The transcript is spliced from 4 exons. The record is from RefSeq and is a predicted model, not a curated record. NCBI's taxonomy places the organism in Eukaryota, Metazoa, Chordata, Chondrichthyes, Myliobatiformes, Myliobatidae. Gene Ontology annotation, molecular function: cytokine activity; growth factor activity.
UCCACAGUUGUAUAGACAAAGGGAUCACUGUAGAACACAGAAAAUACAAGUAUAACUUCUGCUGCUUUACAAAUCUAAUUACAACCUGUCAUAUUGAAAGGGCAGAAUUAGUAAAAUAAUGACUUUCUGUGUGUCUGGGACGGUAUGUGGGUGAUGCGCAUGGAAUGGUUCUAUAUAAGGAGUGCGCGGUCGCACACAUCGAGCCCAGUCGACAUGCAAUUCCGAACCACAGUGUUUCUGCUGGCCAUUAUCCCAGUGAUCCUGGGAAACACAAGGGGCAACAGGACGUGGCGUUUGUUGGAAACCAAACCAGGCCCCCCGCCGACCCAAAAGGAAGUAGCCGAAUUCAUCCAGCGCUUGGAGGCUCGAAACGUCAGCCUGAAUCUCCCCUCGCAUAUGAUCAACCUGUACCGCAGUUACAACUCGGGGAACUACACCGGUCUCUCCACUCACGAAAGGCCAGUGUUACCGGAAGUGGACACCGUACGGAGCCUGGUUGCAAAGAGUUUCCGUCACAAUGGGAGCCGGUGGAUUGUCACCUUUGACAUGUCCACACUUGCACCCGACGAGAAGCUUCAGUUCGCGGAGUUAAGGAUCACCUUGCCUGCCUUUGCCGAAUCCUGUUCGCUCUUGGAAAUCCACCACCAGUCUCGAUACCCGUGUGGCUCCGCUGUCUGCCAAGACCAGUUUUUCUUGGGAUCCUUUCCUCCUGAUUUAGUGCUGGAGGACACGGAGGAGUGCGCCGUUUACAACGUUACCAACAUCUUGCAACACUGGAUGAAUCGCAACACGUCUGGCUCUGGUGGUGGACAGGGUGGAGCGCAGCGCCCAGAGGCUGAGAGCCUGGUCUGCAAGAGGAAGCGGUCGCUGCCUGAAGUCAACGUGAGGGGCAAGCUGGAGAGGAAGGAGAUGGCCUUGCUGUUGGUUUUCUCCCGGAGACCUGAGCAGAAUUGCUCAGAGAGCUCUUCCCUUCUGAAAGAUGCAAAGGGCUCCAAGCGAGUGCGGAAGCCCCGAAGAAAGAAGAGUCGUCGGCUAAAACAGAACAGAAAGAAAGGCCGGGGUAGAGCUGGGCGCAGUGGAACCCCCAAGUAUCGACGCCCCCGGCACCACAUUAAGGGAAACAACUCGACCCUUUGUCGGAGGAUCAAGUUUGAAAUUAAAUUUGGUAAGAUCGGCUGGGGCGCCUGGGUCAUCUUCCCUAAAGUGUACAAUGCUUUUCGCUGCGAAGGAGAGUGCCCGCUUCCAACUGGGGAGGAUGUUAAACCCACCAAUCAUGCUUACAUGCAGAGUUUGCUCAAAUUCCACCAUCCAACAUUGGUGCCCUCUCCCUGUUGUGUCCCCACAAAAAUGAAUCCACUGAGUAUGCUGUACAUAGAAAAGGGUGAGGUGGUUCUACGCCACCAUGAGAACAUGGUGGUACGAGAGUGUGGCUGUCGUUGACCUAACUCCUUACAUUGACGUCAUUUGUCAAGACUUAAGGCUGCGAGGUACUGGCAUGUUUGAGUGGCUGGGUAUUACAGAUUGCUCUGCAGUGAUGUACUUCUACAGCUGACUGGCCACAAGCUGUCCUGGGCACUGCUGGGUGGAGUAAACAAAAGUAAUUGUUCGUGGAAGUCAAAGUACAUGGACAGAUUUUUAGAACUGGGUGGAAAUGGUUAAGCAGUCAAAUGCUCACCAGGGACUGGCCAAUGGUAAUGGCACUACAUCCAGAAAGAAGUUGCUAACUGCUCAGAAAAAAAGUUGAAGAUGGAAGGGGGCAAGCAGAUGAAAAAGUUAAAAUUAUUUUGUUGUAUAUUAUCUAAAGUGCUCUUGAUUAUAUUUUUAUAGCUCUUGAUUAAUAUGGCUGUACAAUCAGCAUGAUAUUUAUAUUUAAAUAUCUUAUCCUUUGUUGAUUCUUGCAUUGUUUUCUUAAGCUUUGUGUACUCAGUUUCUUUUAAAAGCAGCACAUUUUCUUUGUUAUCUCCUCUGAUAAAGGCAGUGUGCAACUGAUUAAUAAAGAAAACAAAAUUCCAAGUUGAAUCAAAUUCAGUUUUGGCCAAGUUUAGCUUGUGUAAUCUGUGCUCCUGGAGUAGUAAUCAAUCACAGACGGCACCUCUGAUAGUAGCCCAGUAUGCUGAACCAUGAAGUUUUAUAUAUAUGUAUAUGCACAUGUACACACACAUUCAUUGUGAUUCUUUGCAGAAAUGAAAGAUGUGUAAUGUUCACUAGGUUCACGAGUGUAGAAUGGGCAUUCAGGGCCCAAAAUAAUGUCUGCUGAUGAGAGGUAUCUUUGUACAUGAAAGUAUAGUCAGUGGCUAAAAAUACCCUUGACUAUCAACUUAACCUUUCAUUGUAACUGUUUCUUUUUCUACAGUUGCUCCCCACCUUGCCGAAUUUUCCAAGCAUUUUUUGUUUUAUUUUAGAUUUCCAGCAUCAGUAGUCUUAUUUUAAAAUUUCCUUAACUACUUAAUUAUUCUCAAUUUAGAAAAUUGAUACUCUGCCACGAAUAUUCUAUGCCUAAAGAUUAAUACAUGACACUUGGAAAUGCAACUGCAGUUGAACACCUACGCUUGGACUUACGAGCAAACUUGAUGCCUCAUAUGUGGAUUUUACACUCACUGUCAGGGUUAAAAGAAAAGUUGAGACAUAAGAAACUGCAAAUGCUGGAAUUUGGAGCAACAGAGUAACUCAGAUUUGAUUUCCAUCGUCUGGGGAAGAAUUUUCUGUUCACUGAUCUGAGGGGACGGUGGUGGCUCCACGCUGAUGCAGAAUUCACUCAGCAGCAAGGCCCAGCUUGAGCAGGAUUAAUUAAAAUGAAGCGAAACGCAUCUUCAGGAGUUCAGCAAUUCGACCGACCGAACAACACAUCUUCUCACCUCUGGUGAUGCGUGCGGGCGGGCGCUUCACAGGGGGUGGAGCUUCAAUGGAGUUAUGUCAGAAUGGGCAGGGCUGAAGAAACUUCAGUGGGCGGUACCAGUGGAGCGGAACCAGACUCAGAAAUCAAGGCAAUCGCUUGGAUGCUGCUAGGAACCGCCCUGGAUAAAAUAUAAGGGUAUCGUUGUUGCUUUCACAGCUUUUGAACGCAUUUAUUUUAUUAUAAAAAUAUAUAAAAUGGAAAAGUGGACAGGUUUGGGUCUCUACUUGGCACAACAAAUCAGAUCAACAAACCCUUCUCUCUCUCAGAUGAACUGAGGGGAAAAUACUCGUUUAUUGUUGUCAUAGCCUGACUUUUACCAGGUAUAAAUGCCAUGAAAAAUAAGCAUUUUGUCACAGCUGCACAGUUCCCUGAUGACAGAUGCCACCUCCCUGAGAUAUUACCUGUUGUAGAUGUCCUUGGAUGAUGGGGAGAGGUUGUGAAACUGGUUAGUCCACAAUUCUCUAAAGGCUCUUGCAUUCCUGUGCACUGGA